AUGACGACUUCGUCUCACCCCAUCCCGUCCUCCGCUCGCCGGUCGAUCCACAUCCGAGCCUCGGCUUCUGGUUCGGGUGACCAGUUGGCCAGGUCUGGUUCGGGAGGAUUCGUUGUAGGAACACGGGCGUAUUAUCACUCGUCAUCGUUUAAUGAUGGUGGGAAUAACGCCCGGUUGCAGCGGGUGGCGCGUGUGGUGGGCGUGGUUGUCGUUUUCCUCGCGCUGAUCGCCACAGCGCAACAGAUUCUCCUCUACCUCUCGCCGCCCGAUGCUGACGUGGCACAACCCGACAACCAUCUGAACGAUCGGCCUGAGAAGCUUGUUGCACUUGGCCAAGGUGAAGCAGCAGAUGGAUCAUCAGUUGAUGAUGCUGCCGCAGCUAUUGGGACACCAUGGCCUGCCUUUGGUCGCACGUGCCCUGGGGACUGCAGCGGCAAUGGCGUGUGCAAUGCGGAGUUUGGGGAGUGCAGGUGCCGCCACGGCUACACUGGCCUGGACUGCUCUCAAACGGAGGACUACCCGUGCAACCUGCCAGCAACCCCAGAGAGCCCCCUGGGGCCUUGGAUAGUGUCCAUCUGUGCAGCCCACUGUGACCUGCGCCGCGCUCAGUGCCGAUGCGGGCCCAACACCAGCUACCCUGACCGCCCUGUUGUCGCGCCUUGCGGUUUCCCCAAGGCCCCUGACCAGAUAGCAGCGGCGGAGUGUUUCUGCAACUAUGAUGGGCAGAUAGGGCGGCUGUGCGAGACGACUGUAGAGAGCUUCUGCAUCAACCAGUGCUCGCGUGCUGGCACCUGCUCCAUGGGGUACUGCGAGGUGAGAAUGGGUGGUGGGGGGUGGUGUCAGGUGAGAUUUGGUGCUGAGGAGUGGUGUGAGGUGAGAAUGGGUGCUGAAGGGUGGCGCGAGUGCGAGGGCGACCGCUACGGAAUUGACUGCAGCAUCCCCUCUGUGCGUUCGCCUCCCGACCUCUACCCCCCCGAGUGGCUGCGCAUACCCCUGCCCCACCAACCAGACCCCGAUUCUUCCUCCGAUUACCCUGAUCAGAACCCUGGUUCUGCCCCUGAUUCCCUUGGCUCUUCUAGUGUGUAUGAGGCAAGCGGUGUCAACAGCAGCAUCAGCAGCAGCAACAGCAGCAACAGCAACAGCAGUAUUGAAGGUGCAGCAGCUCCUGCAGCAGCAGCAGCAGGAGUAGUAGUAGUAAGAGGAGAAGAAGAGGAGAGCACACGUGUGGCAGAGAUAGGAACCAUGGUGAACCGGACCCGACCCCUCAUCUAUGUAUAUGACCUGCCGCCAGAGUUCACCUUUCACAAUCUAGAGGCGCGGCAGUGGAAGAGCUACUGUGGUCCGCGGGCAUACAGCCAUGAGAAUGACACAUUGUUUAAUGACGGAUGGCUCUAUGGACUAGAGACAGCGGUGUUUGAGGGGUUUCUAGGCAGCCCCCACCGUACACUGGACGGGGACAGUGCGGAUUUCUUCUACGUGCCGCUCCUGGGCGCCUGCAUCAUCGCCCGCUCUGAUGACUCGCCACGAUUCCGCAUGGAGGGUCAAUUCAAGGCCCGGCGGCCCAACCUAGUAGCAGACUUUUACCUCCGUGCCCUCGCCCACAUCCGCACCCACCACCCCUUCUGGGACCGGCACGGAGGCAAGGACCACAUAUGGAUGUUCGCAUGGGAUGAGGGCGCGUGCUACGCCCCUCAAGCCAUCUGGAGCAGCAUUAUGCUGGCGCAUUGGGGGAAUACAGGGAGCACACACAAGGGGUGUACGACCGCGUAUUACCAUGAUGAUUGGAGUGUAAUGGAGGAGAGUGUGCGGGGGGACCAUCCGUGCUUUGACCCGGAGAAGGAUGUUGUGAUGCCUGCGUGGAAGGUUCCUGGCGUGUGGGCGCGGGCGCAGAAGAUCAAAUCUCCCACACUGGAGACCCGCCCCACGCUCUUCUAUUUCAAUGGGAACCUCGGCAGUGCGUUUGAGCGCGGCCGCGUUGAACCCAAGUACAGCAUGGGCAUUCGGCAGAAGGUAGCAGAGGAAUUCGCGUCCUCUCCCAACAAGGAGGGCCAGCUGGGGCGGCAGCAUCAGGAAGACGUGGUGGUUACCAACAGAGCCACUGGCGAGUAUGGCAAGCAGCUCGCCGCAUCGCGUUUCUGCGGGGUGUUCCCGGGCGAUGGUUUCAGUGCGCGCAUGGAGGAUGCGAUGCUGCACGGGUGCAUCCCCGUCAUCGUGCAGGACGGUGUGUGGAUGGCGUUUGAGAGGCACCUCAACUACUCGGAGUUUGCCGUGCGGGUGGCUGAGGAUGAUAUCCCCCACCUCGUGGACAUUCUAAGGGCCAUCCCCCUUAACCGCGUGCAGGAGCUUCUGGCAGGAGUGGAGUCAAUGUGGCAGCGGUGGGCGUAUGCGAGUGUGGCGAGGAUGGAAGGCAGGAGGCAGGCUCACGGGGGCAGGCCGCAGCUGUGGAUGCCUGCAAUGGAGGACCUGCGGGGGGACGAUGCUAUCGCUACGCUUCUACAGGUGUUGCUGUAUAAGAGGUGUAAUGACCCGUGGAGGAAGGAGGCUGGGCUGCCAGACUGGUGCAUGGUAAACGCUGUUGGUAGAUAA
Molecule: messenger RNA, 2586 nt
Organism: Closterium sp. NIES-65
Lineage: Eukaryota; Viridiplantae; Streptophyta; Zygnematophyceae; Desmidiales; Closteriaceae
Source: the annotation of a GenBank genome assembly